Molecule: messenger RNA, 5184 nt
Organism: Pararge aegeria (speckled wood butterfly)
Lineage: Eukaryota; Metazoa; Arthropoda; Insecta; Lepidoptera; Nymphalidae
Product: peroxidasin homolog pxn-2
Exons: 24
Coding region: 185-4207 (1340 amino acids)
Biological process (GO): response to oxidative stress
Molecular function (GO): peroxidase activity; heme binding
Source: RefSeq, a predicted model, not a curated record
CCAGCUUCACUCCGCGGCAGUCAGCGAGCUAGCACGUUCGCGAGGAACGGAGCGCGCUCGCGAUCGAACGCGAAAUUCAAAAUUAGAACAGCGAUAGGAAAAGUGAUAUAUCCCUGAGGGACGUGUUUUGUUUUGUCUAUGAUUUUUUUUGAGUGACUAUUGUUAGUUUUGUUUUGGUGGCAACAUGGGAUCUAUAAAAAUAUUAAGGCGAAGUCUAUGGCUUUUGGCGAUUGUGUCGCUACAGACACAGGCGCAGAAAAACAAAAUAGAAGACAGCAACAUACAAACUGUUCCUAGUGACUUAAGACGAGCAGUUAGCGAAGCGCUUGCUGUGGAAAGAAGGUUCCUGCUGGGAGCAAAUGAUGCUUACAAUUGUACUUCUGAGGAGGACGAUAUAAGCAACACGCCGUGUCCUCCGAGCAAGUACCGCAGUGCGAGUGGGGAGUGCAACAAUGUCAGGCAUCGACCGUGGGGCCGAAGAGGCGAUGUUUUCAUACGGCUUCUGCCUCCGAACUACGCUGAUGGUGUAUCACAGCCAAUGGCACCCCCACGUCUGCCGGAGCCUGCGCUUGCGAUCCAGGCGGUGGCUCAAUUGGCUCAGCCCGCAGAGCAUGACUACGUCACUAGCAUGCUGGCUGCCUGGGGACAGUUCGUGAUGGACGACCUGAUCGCCACUGCUAACGGAAAUAAGAACUGUGAGGGAUCAGUUUGCGAGUACAUGCGUUCAGCGCCGACAAGAAACUUCGAUAAUUGCGGUUUUGAACACAGGGAACAGAUGAACAUGGCAACGUCCUUAUUGGAUGGGUCUGCUCUCUACGGUAGCUCGGAAAAGGAGCUUCGGUCGCUGAGAUUGUACGACGCUGGGAAAAUGGACGUGGGCUCUUGUAGAAAAUGUAACGACGGCACACCUACAGCUCCUUUAUACAAAACCCUGUUGGCUGAGCACAACCGUAUAGCUGGCCAGCUGUACUCAAUGAAUCCUUUCUGGGAAGACAACACGCUGUUCUUAGAGGCUCGGAGAGCAAUGGCCGCUGUCAUCCAACAUAUUACUUUCAAUGAGUUCCUGCCAGUAUUAUUAGGAGAGGUGGGGAUGGCCAAAGCAGAACUGAAGUUGACUUCCCUCGGAUUCUGGCGCGGAUAUUCAAGUUCUAAUCGAGCUGGUGCGUACGCCGAAUUGGUCUCGGUUGCUCCAAUUUUUAACGCUAUGAUGAAUGAGAAAUUGCUAAACAAAACAGUAACUCUUCAAGAGCUGGUCAAAACAAAUUCCCACCAAGUUUCUAGGUUCCCAACGUCAGCCCAAUGGGGCCUCAACCGAGCUCGCGAUCACGGACUGCCUUCUUAUCUGAAAGUCCUACGUAUGUGCGAUCCUAUGGCAAAUGUCAAGUCAUACGCCGAUUUUGAAAAACUCGGAUUUGAUAGAACACACCAAGAAAUGCUGGCCGAUAUGUAUAGAAAUGCUGAAGACAUUGAACUUAUGGUUGCUGGCGCUAUUGAGAAACCAGCUUCUGGUGCAGUAAUUGGAUCUACAUUAGCAUGCGUUAUGGCAGUUCAAUUCGCUAACUUGAAGAAGAGUGAUAGGUUCUGGUAUGAAAAUGACAUUCCCCCAUCAUCAUUCGCUCCUGAACAACUAGGAGCUAUUAGAAAAGUAUCCCUUGUUGGCAUGCUGUGUGCUGCAGAUGGAACUCUUGGCCGUAUCCAACCAAAAGCAUUUGUCAAGGAAGAUCCGUACUUGAACGCAGCUCAACAGUGCUCACAGCAUAGCAGCCUGGAGCUAUCAGCUUGGCGCGACGAAUCUGGCGCUAAGGCCGCCGAGCGUCUCUCUCAAGACAUGCUUUCCGCUGCGAUGCACAAAGCAAAGCAAGAAAUGGCUGACAGGAAGAAACUUGAGUACAUGUUGUGGGAAGCGCAUGGAGGGGCCGAUCCUAAGUCACCAGUAGGAACUGCGGCCUCAUUCUCAAAGGCUAACAAGUACGCGCUGAAGCUUGCGAACACUUCACUGUUCUUUGAGUUCGCGACCAACGAACUACUCAAUUCUGUUAAUGGGCGUCGUCGUAAGCGUCAAAUCUUCGGAGAUUCCCUUGGUUUUGGUUCAGCAAACGACUUCGUGGACUCCUUACAAUCUGUGGACGUCAGUAGUUUCCUGGGUCAGGACCAACUCGGCCCGAUCAUUGAACCACAAUGCGAUGACAGCGGUAGCUGCGAUCCUGACAAUCCAUUCAGAACGUACACCGGCUUCUGUAACAAUUUAAGAAAUCCCAACUUGGGGAAGAGUUUGACGACCUUUGCGAGAUUACUGCCACCCGUAUAUGAAGACGGUGUAAGCCGGCCGCGAAGCAACUCCGUAACUGGAACUCCUCUACCGUCACCUCGUAUAGUGUCGACAGUUAUCCACCCGGACAUCUCAAAUCUGCACACUCGCUACACUUUGAUGGUUAUGCAGUUCGCGCAAUUUCUCGAUCACGAAUUGACUAUGACUCCAAUUCAUAAAGGUUUCCACGAAUCCAUUCCUGACUGUCGGUCAUGUGACUCGCCGAGAACCGUGCACCCUGAGUGCAAUCCAUUCCCAGUACCUCGCGGGGACCACUAUUACCCUGAAGUCAACAUCACAUCGGGUGAACGACUCUGCUUUCCAUUUAUGAGAAGUUUACCAGGACAACAGCAAUUGGGACCUCGUGAACAAGUUAACCAAAACACGGCAUUUAUCGACGCAUCAGUCAUCUACGGAGAAAAUCCUUGCAUCGUCCGCAAGUUGCGAGGUUUCAAUGGACGCCUUAACGCUACCGCUAACCCUCUCAACGGCAGAGAUCUGUUACCGCGCUCUGACAGCCAUCCUGAGUGCAAGGCCGCUAGUGGAUUCUGUUUUAUUGCUGGUGAUGGCAGAGCAUCAGAGCAACCUGGUCUAACGGCCAUCCACACAAUCUUCCUACGCGAGCACAACCGUGUGGUGGAAGGCUUACGAGGAGUCAAUCCUCACUGGGACGCUGAUCUAUUGUUCGAGCACGCCCGUCGUAUCGUCGCCGCGACAUUGUCCCAUGUCAUCUACAAUGAGUUCCUGCCCAGAUUGCUUUCCUGGAACGCUGUAAAUCUAUACGGACUCAAACUGUUACCUUCUGGUUACUACAAAGAAUACUCGCCUACUUGCAACCCGGCUAUCGUGACUGAAUUCGCAGCUGCUGCCUUCAGAUUUGGUCACUCGCUAUUGAGGCCGCACUUACCUCGCCUAUCGCCAAACUAUCAACCUGUUGACCCACCUAUCCUACUUAGAGACGGAUUCUUCAGACCUGACAUGUUCAUGAACCAUCCACCAAUGGUAGACGAGCUUGUCCGAGGCCUUUCAUCCACACCCAUGGAAACACUUGAUCAAUUCAUCACUGGCGAAGUUACCAACCAUCUUUUCGAAGAUCGCAAAAUCCCCUUCUCUGGCAUCGAUUUAGUAGCUCUUAACGUGCAAAGGGCGAGAGACCACGGUGUUCCGAGUUACAAUAACUACAGAGCCCUUUGCAACCUAAAAAGAGCCACUACUUUCGAUGACUUGGCUAGAGAAAUACCCGAUGAAGUUAUUGCUAGAUUCAAGAGGAUAUACGCAACUGUGGACGACAUCGAUCUGUUCCCGGGCGGUAUGAGCGAGCGACCACUACAAGGUGGUCUUGUUGGGCCAACUUUCGCAUGCAUCAUCGCCAUACAGUUCAGACAGCUUAGAAAAUGUGACCGCUACUGGUAUGAAAACGACAAUAGAGCGGCGAGAUUCACGGAACAACAACUGUCGGAAAUUCGUAAGACUACUCUGUCGAAGAUUCUGUGCGACAACUUUGACGUGGCCAGUGAUAUCCAACGUGCCGCUUUUGAUUUGCCUAGCAACUUCCUGAAUCCACGUGUGCCAUGCUCAUCUCUGCCCAAAAUAGACUUAUCUGCGUGGCGUGAAAGUUCCACUCAGGGCUGCCUCAUCGCCGCUCGUAACGUACCACUCGGAGACUCGGCGUUCCCCUCACCCUGUACUUCUUGCAUAUGUUCUGUUGAAGGGGCCCAAUGCGCGUCCCUGCGCAUAACAGACUGCGCGCAACUAUGGCGCGAAUGGCCGCGAGAGGCCGUAUUGCGUGAUGAUGUGUGCACCGCUCAGUGCGGCGCUGCGCCUGCGCAACCGCGCGCACCCAGACGACAAAACAUCAACUUCAAGUUCCCCGACCUCACACCCUUCAUCGCUAAGUGAGGAACAGAGUAAGCGAGGUGAAAGAUACCUUUCGUAUCAAUGAUAGGUACGAGUGAUAGACUAAAGAGUACAGUGCCCACUGCCGAUAUAUUGAUUUAUUGAUAUACUCAUAUCGAUCAAGAGAGACAAAACAUUCGUAUCCUACUAACUUAUUUUAGUGUACAAAAGUUUUAAAAUCUAGCUAAAGUCUCAUCGACAAGUUAACAGUCAAAUAAUUUUAUAAACGUGUGUUUUAAUACAAAUUGUCAACGAAAGUAAAUGUUUUGAAAAAUCCAAAAGGUUAUAAGAACAUACAAUUCUUGCUUACUGAUAUUGUGAUUAGGGCCCCUUGGCCCUAGUGAAUGUUUUCAAUUACCAAAUCGAGCGGAAAUAUAUUAACGACCUAAUUUAAUCGCUGAAUGAAUUAUUUUUCGAAAAAACGUUAUCCCGUAACGUUAUAGGUGGGUCCGCUUUCCGGCAUAUUCUAGCCCACUUCGCUCGGUCUUGAGUAUCUGAUUUUUUUUCUCUAUUGGCUCCCAGAUCUCCAUUCACGAUGUCUAGCCAGCGCUUUCUUGGACACUUGUCUCAAAUAAACUCUUGACAAGUAUACAUGUUUACACGAUGGCAAACUUAUAUUAAACUUUUAAUAUCGUUAAUCAUCGUCAUAUUCAAAUCGAUUGUGCACGUCCUUAUUCAUUAAACUAUCUACGUUAGUGAUGCUCCAUCUUAUUCUGUAUUCACUCAUAUGAAAAUUAGGGCCCACGUUAGUUUGUCUCUCUUGUUUGAAAAUAUAUGUGCUUGUGAAUGGUGAAGAAAACAAUCGUGAAUAUUCUUCUAGUGAUGUGUUUAUAAUAAACCCAGUGAUGUGAACGGUUUUAGCAAAAGAUAAAAACAUUACAAGUCCCCACAUGUGUUGAUACUUGGGUUUUGUAUAAUGUAAUUCUACUUGUCAAUGGUGCUAUAGAAGCUGUUGAAUCUUAAAUGAAAUUUAUUUAUUA